Molecule: messenger RNA, 6155 nt
Organism: Diachasmimorpha longicaudata
Lineage: Eukaryota; Metazoa; Arthropoda; Insecta; Hymenoptera; Braconidae
Product: transcription factor Sp4-like
Exons: 3
Coding region: 2339-4033 (564 amino acids)
Biological process (GO): regulation of transcription by RNA polymerase II
Molecular function (GO): DNA-binding transcription factor activity, RNA polymerase II-specific; RNA polymerase II cis-regulatory region sequence-specific DNA binding
Source: RefSeq, a predicted model, not a curated record
UAGUUCGUCCCCGACCGAGAGCUUUUCACCUCGAACGAGCCCCAAUCAACCGCUAUUCCCCGAUGAAAAAUUUAAAUCCACCAUCAGCCGUCAGUAACCCCCGUGAGAGUGCGUUUGUCCGAGGCAGUGGCCCGUCCAGGAGUAGCCGGAGUCCCGUUACUCCAAUUCAUUCCGUCCGCUUUCGUCGUAGCCCCUUCGUCCCGAGUCACCGGCAGUCCGUCGUUCAGUAUUCACCCACUUUCCAAAAAAAAUUCUUCAGCUCGAAGAAAAAAAAUUGAAUUUUGAAAAAAAAUUGCGGGAAAAUUGCAACUCCAACGCCACCUGUGAAAACUCGCCACGCGUGGCCAUCAUCAGCCGUGAAAAGCCGAGUUAUUCGAAGGUAUUAGUGUUGCCGUAACGCAUUGGUAUUCCCAACAAAAGGCCCCUUCACCACACAAACACAAACGCACCACAUACCACAGGCUUGAGUGAAAAUUCAGUGGCAUACACCAACGAACACCACAAAAAGCCCCGAUACCCAAAGGAGAAUUGAAGGCCCGUUUUGUGGCGCGUCGGUUAGAGGCCUCCGGUUGGCUGUUGCGCUCCCAUAGAAAUGAGAAAGUCGGCUUGAAGGGAAUCGAGAACACGAGUGCGUCGACACGUUUAGUGCCCAGUGCCAAGCUGCGUGUUGAGCCCACCUCAGACACGUGAAACGAUAAAAAAAAAAAGAGAGACAAAAAAUUCCAUAUUUUUGUACACAUUCACGGAGCAAUUCUCACACUCGGCACUCCCAUUGCCACCAGCUCUCGUUAAAAAUGCUCCACUCCCUAACUUCCUCGUGAACGGAAAUCGCCGAAAAAUUGGAGAAACCGCAGAGGCCGAAUGAACUAGUUGUCAAAAAAAAAAAGGAAAACGAAAUAAAACUUAGUCUGUGAGUUUAGUCGGUUUUAUUCCACCUUGUGAGUACGUGUAGGUCUAUGCCGUCAUUGCCGUGCGGUUCACGAGUGAAUCAACACAGUGUCGGUGCAGCUACUGCAGUGAGAACGUCAAACAGUGUUACAAGUUGAUUAAUUUCAGCGGAAUUAUUGAUGCUCCACCACGGGUAAGUGCACAACAAACUUGUUAACGUCGCGCUGCCCCACGACGCGAAUCGUUCAAUUGUCAGGAGGGGGGAAAACAAAUUUUUGUCAACCGGGAAAAUUAAUAAAACGGAGUAAAAGAGCGAAACGGUGGCCACCGAGAGCACCCACCCCAAGACACUAAAAUCGUCGCGGGUACCUCGUCGUGGCUCCACGCUCUGGCUCGGUCUCUAUGGGCUUUUGGUGGGGUGGUUGGAGGUGCGGACAGUGGUUGAGAGGCUGGUGGGGUUGGAAAUUGCGUGGUGGUGGGUGAACCACCACGCCAGGCCCCUCCGUAGCAUCUCUGGCUUCUCCUGCGGUACCUCCGCACGCUUUUAAUGCUCGCGUCAUUUUUUUUGUUCUCUCCCGGGAUUCUCUUUUUCGCGUCUUGCUGGGGACGAGAUCAACUGUGUUGUUUUUUUUCCCACUUCUCCCCCUGGGCACAGGAAAAUUGGGUGGGGGUGUAAACAAUUGAUUUUUACGGACGAGACGCUGAUAUUCUCAUUCGGCGAACUGACGUCGAUCGGGGACAUUCCACCCCCUUUCACAUGUACCCGGAGAGAUUUUCUUCUUCAUUCAUUUUUUUCCAUUAUUCAGAGAGCGAUGAAGUUGAUGGAAUGCUUUGAUUAUUUUGGCUCGAGGAUUUUUUGGUAGGAAAUUCAGGCGAUUUGUCGUUGACAUCCGAAAAUGGCGUCGGUGCUGACGUGGCGAUGAGUCACGGCCAACGCCCAAUCACCCGAUGCUUUACUCUUCAUACGAUUCCUCUCAAUUUAUCAAUUAUUUUUUCCCGACGAGUGGCAUUUUUAAGAAUUUUCAGCAGCAUGGGGCGGCCAACUUGCGACGUAUUCGGAAAAUAUUUAGGAUUAAAGUACAUUCAUUGUACUGCGCAGUUGCUAUUCUCCGCAUCAUGAGCAUUACCUACGUCACGCCGUGAUUACAGACAGCACUCUCUCUGUCCCCUGGAACAACGUCCGUGGCCAAUUGCCAACGUUUUUCCGAACAGAUGCAGAAAUAACGGUGUAACAAUAAAUUUCCGUAAUUGUAAAAAUUAAAUAAUAGUUAAUGGCGAUCGUGUGAGUGCACAGAUGACGAAUGCUGUUGAAUGUAGGUGAUUAAAUAUUCCACGAAUUGUGUUAAAUGUGUGUGCCUGAGCCGGUGGGAUCACUUGUUACCGAUUCAACUUUCACCGAUAAUUUCUUUUUUUUCUCGUGUAGAAAGGUAUUUAAAAUAAAAGUGGAAAAAUGAAUUUCACGCCUUUCCAAGGAUUCGCCACAGGUACCUUACCAACGGGCACGGUGCAUCAAUUUGCAACGGCCAAAUUUGCCCAAAAUUUGACAACCGGAGGUCAAGUUGUUGGUGUGCUAUCUGGUGGUGAAGGAGGUGUACACUAUUUAAGGCCAGUCGAUCCAAAUGGAUUUACGGUGGCUACUCAGGGGGGCAAUAAUCAACAACAACAAAUAAUAACAUUACCAAUAACAGUGCCUGGCAAAGAUGGUACACAGCAACAGCAAACCGUCCAAAUACAAGUGGUUAAUCCAGCUGUGUCACAGGGUGGCAACAGUGGCGAUCAGCCUAAGUAUCAUUUAGCACCGAUAUCAUUGGGACAAUUUCCACAGGGUGCUGCAACCGUUUUGACAGUAGCUUACAGCCAACAAGGAGCUGAUGGGGUGCAGAUACAGGUACAACCACAGAACACGGUGGCCACCACACAAACAUCGGAGCAAACAACGCAAAGUACAUCAACAGCAGUAACAAGUACAGCGCAACAGACAAUACCUCAAACCGUUCAACUACCAGGUGCCCCAGAAGGUCUCACUGUUGUCGCCCAAAUCCCCCAGGAUCUAAUUCUGCGUGAGGGAAUAGAGGACACCAAGGAGGACAUAAAGGAAGGCACAACGCCAGUGGCCCUGAUAAAACGAGGAAGCGUCAAGAAUCAGGCGAAUCAAAGUGGCGAGGAAUUCAUAACCUCCAUGCCAGCUACCUGGCAGAGCUUGGCAGCACCAGGUUCAACAGUAGCCGAUUACCUAGCCCGAAUACCCGCCAACACACUUCCCCUCUCUCUCCAUCACUUCCUGAAAUUCUCAGCGGAGACAAUAAAGCGUGAAUCAACGAUAGAGUCGAGCCCCCUGGGGGCAGACGGUAUAGACGCCUCUGGUAGUACAGCAUCGGGUGAUCAGACAGUUCAGAUAACAGUUGGUGGUGGUGAAACGGAGAUUAUUCCCGAUGUCGCUGAGGAUCAAGAGUCUGGGACAAAGCCCAAGAGGAAAAAGAAGUACAAGAAGAAGCCACCGAAGCCGAAGAAACCAAAGCCAGGACAAGUGUCCAUAGUAACAGCCCUAGAUGGUACCACCCUCUUCUGUUGCCCUCAGUGCAACAUGGCGUAUCCUGAGAAGGAGCUCCUCGAGCAGCACCUGAUUGGUCACAAGAUCGAGCGCAGAUUUAUCUGUGAUAUUUGUGGUGCUGGACUGAAACGCAAGGAGCACCUGGAGCGACACAAAUUGGGGCACAAUCCAGACAGGCCGUUCAUAUGUUCCGUCUGCAUGAAGGGCUUCAAGAGAAAAGAACAUCUCAAUCUUCAUUUUGUCAUUCACUCUGGACAGAAGACAGAGGUAUGCACAGAGUGUGGAAAAGCCUUUUAUCGUAAGGAUCAUCUCCGAAAGCAUGCAAGAUCACAUCUGGCAAAACGCGCCAAGGAGGAUCCUCUGGGGACUGUUGACUCACAGAAUCAGGGACAACAGACUGACACUCAGGGACAGGGGCAGACUGGCGAAAUCCAGAAUUCGGUUUCUGAACUCCAGCAAAUUCAGAUACAAGUGGGGCAGGGCUCCCAGGCACAGAUACAUCAGAUUGCAGUUACCGAACAGUCAACCGUUGUACUUCCAACAGCCGCUGAAACUGGCGCUAUGGCUAUGCUCCAUCAACAGCAGCAGCAUUAGCGGCAAUCAACCGUUCCAGGUACAGCUGGACGGUAUUCUCGGGUUAAUCAGCAACGGGCCAAGGGAAGAGUUGCAUAGGUCCAUUAAAUCAUCGAUGGGAAUUCCUCGCGGGAAAAUGCCCUCGGCGAGUGUGUCUGGAGGCCUAUUUCAUGCAUUUCACCAUGAGGAGGUGGGGAAUUGAAUGCAUCGCCUAUUUGUUGCAAAAGUAAAUUCAGUGAUUCGACUUGAUGGAGAAGAUAUCUAGAUUUUCUAAUGAUACGUUGAUUUUUUGAUAAUAGGGAUUUUCAAAGAGAAUUUUUAUUGUUAGAGGUCGAGGACUAACUAAAGAUAUUGUAUACGUAUUAUUUUUUAUCCAAAAUAAAAAAUAGGUAUUUAAUACGUUUCAUCAAUGAAUCUCUCAGCAAAGAUCCAAAUGUUUUUAUUGAUCCGCUAAUUCUCAAUUUGCUGUUAAAGUAUGAAAAAAUAGUGGUAGCUGUUAGCCAUCAAGUAGAAUCGGCAGAAAAAUAUAAUUCAAUUAUAUAUUUUGCAUAAUAUUUUUUAAUAUUAUAUAAAAAUAUAUAGUGACUUAAAAAUAUACCUCAUGUUUGUUUAUAUGAAGUGGGCCAAUUCCAGACACUCAAACCUAUUCUCUUGCGUAGAUUUGCAUCUCUUCCCAAUCAAUAAAUGUUUGAAAGGAAAAAUGAUGAUAUCAAUGAGUUUUUGAAGAAUUUGUGGUGAUUGUUACAUUUGGGCUGAAUGACAGGCGUUUCCGUGAGAUGCUUUAUCUCCUUGGGUUUCUUUGAAUACAGUCUUUGGGUAUUACGAUUUUUCUCAUUUCUAUUUUCGUCGUUAAACGCCCAAUGAUUUAUUUCUUUAGCACGCACGCGUUCUAGUGUGCGUUUAACAGACUGACGAGUGCACUUUCGUCGCAAGAAGAUAGCUCAGGGGAUUUUGGUUGAAUUUUUUUUUUAUUAUGAGCAUUUCGAGUCAUCCCAGGGGUUCCUAAAAUCCUGAACAGAUUUAUAUGAAUUUUUACCUAAAAUGGAUGAGGCCCUGGGAUGAGGCGGAGUCCUCCAGAUUCAGAGGAUUUAUUCGGGAUUGUGAUCACUAUGAACAGAUGCAUGAACUUUAAUACAUAUGCAUGUCCACGGUGACAUUUAAAUUGAAAUUGAUAAUGUACAUAGAGUUACAAUUGUGAUAAUUUUGAUUGAUUCAAACAAUUGUUUAUGACUUUGGUUGGCAAGAUACACGAAUUAUAUACUUCAGAAGAAAACAAAAAAAUUUUAUGAAAAAUCUUAUUCUAAUCCCACUGGAUUUCUAUUACCAGAUGCCUGUAGGAAAUCCAGAACAUCAAUUUCUACAGUUUUUUGCUUCAUUUUUCUUUAUUUUUUCAUAAAGUUGAACUAAUAAAUGCAACUCGAGGAAUUCCGUAGAAAAUGAAAUAUAUUCCUAAAUAAUUUCCUAUAUUUCAUUUCUAUAAUUUCUAGGAUUGCCGGCCUCGUAAUUGGGUGCUGCAAUUCAUUAAUUAUCAUCAACUACUAAUGGAAUGCAAAUAAACAUGAAGAGAAAAUUAUUCUGUUUUCUAACAUGCCUUUUACAACUAAUGUUAGUUUAAAAAAAAUGUAAUUAUGACUUCCUAGUGAGAAUUGAUCCGGUAAUUGACAUAACAAUAAGAGGAUGAUGUCUAUAAAAAAUUUAUGGCGAUGAAAAAUGGUUAAAAUUUCUUGUACGGCGAAAGUGCACGUGUCCCAUAAUUUGGAAUUGCCCGAUAAUACCACAAGGAUAAACCUCAUGUUACAUGAAAAUGCUGCGCGAAGAAAACAGAGUAAGAAUUGUAUUUAUGCAUUAUAGAAAACUGAUUUAAAAAUCCAUCUAUCUUUCUUUUUCUUUUUUAUUUAAAAAAUAGAGAAAAAACUAAACAGUUUAAGGCAGUGGGUAUAGCUGUAUGAAAUUAAAUUUAAACAAUACAAUGAAACAAAAAAUCAUAGUUAUUUUAUUAAUAUUAUUAUUAUUAUUAUUACACAUAGGUAUUAUUGUAGAACCUACGAAAAUUCGUCUGUAAGUGAUUUUCAUUGUUACUUAUAUAAAUAUUGGAAAAGACACAAAAAAAAUACUAAAAAUAAAACGUAAAUUUAAUAUAAAA